This is a messenger RNA of Arachis ipaensis, 999 nucleotides long. Lineage: Eukaryota; Viridiplantae; Streptophyta; Magnoliopsida; Fabales; Fabaceae. The record is from RefSeq and is a predicted model, not a curated record.
AGUAGCAAAAGAAGCUUUGAGUUAUUGGAAGGUAGUUGUGAGUUCAUAGAAUCCAUGGCUGCAUCUACCAGUACUUGGUCGAAACCAUGGCUCCUUUCAGCGUGGCAAUUGCUAUUCAUGUUGCUGUUUCCGUCGGUUUUCUCAACCUUCGCCGUCGCUUAUAGACCUGGCGACAUCGUUCCCAUGAGCCGCAUGGGUCAAUACCACUCCUCUAGAACGGUUUGGCACGAUCUCAUUGGCCGCCACUGCCCCAUCUUUGCCGUCAAUCGCGAGGUUUUGAUGCCUAUACCCAAGCCAACGGGUUAUACAGGAGCUGAUCCUUAUAAAAUAUCAUUUCAAGUUGGAAGAGAAAAAUUCUUAAUCCCAUGGCUUCUGAUUGUAAAUCGGAAAAGUACAGAGGUCCCGAUGAUCGAAGUAGAGCUGAGGUAUUCAGGUAACGAUUUCCAUGGUGUCACUGCAAAAGUUGUCGAUAUGCCUCAUCACUAUGUUGAAAUUCAUCCUGAGAUUCGGAAACAAUUCUGGGAUUCGCAGCAUUGGCCAAAGCAUAUACUUGUGAGAUAUACAUGGUUGGUAUUAUUUGAUUUGCGGCUAAAUAUAUUCAUACUCUGUAUAUUUUGCCACUCCAAGCUCAAAAAAGAAGGAGCAUUCAGAUAUAGAUGUAGCUUCUGGAUUUUACGUUCUGUUUGGUUCAGGGCUCAUGUUAUCUUUCAUCCUCUCAAUCUAUAUAUUGCAAUCAUCACGGGAAAAAUUGGAAAGAUUUGUAAGGGAGACUGUUGUAGAAAGCAACAUGCCUGGUGAGGUGAUAGCCAAAGUUGAAUGAUGGACGAGUGAGUUCCCUUUUUAUCCUUAAUAUAAGGAUGUAUAUUGUAAUAUUUUGUUAAUCUCAGCUGUGGGAAAGCAUGUACAAGAACAAAUUUAAAUGUAGGAUAUAAUAGUGAGGUGACUGCCCAAUUUGAUCCAUUUCUUGAGAUAUUUAUCACAUUUUUCACUGGUCGAAAA